Drosophila novamexicana is the source of this 1141-nucleotide messenger RNA. RefSeq names its product transcription elongation factor S-II (gene TfIIS). The coding region runs from base 108 to 1070 and encodes 320 amino acids. NCBI's taxonomy places the organism in Eukaryota, Metazoa, Arthropoda, Insecta, Diptera, Drosophilidae. Gene Ontology annotation, biological process: DNA-templated transcription; transcription elongation by RNA polymerase II. Gene Ontology annotation, molecular function: zinc ion binding; nucleic acid binding. Gene Ontology annotation, cellular component: nucleus. The record is from RefSeq and is a predicted model, not a curated record. The transcript is spliced from 3 exons.
ACUAGCUCCGAAAUAGAAUCACGCAACUCUAGAGAAUACAUAAAAGAAAAAUUAGUAAACAACAUUUAUUGGAGGGAAAUAAUAUUCUAUCCGCAGCGGCUGUCAAAAUGAGCGUCGAGGAUGAAGUGUUUCGAAUUCAGAAAAAAAUUGGCAAAAUAUCGACGUCCAGCGAUGGCGCAGGCCAGGACCAGGCACUGGAUCUCUUGAAGGCGCUGCAGACACUCAAUAUCAAUCUGGAGAUAUUGACAAAGACGCGCAUCGGCAUGACGGUGAACGAGCUGCGCAAGAGCAGCAAGGACGACGAGGUGAUUGCGCUGGCCAAGACGCUGAUCAAGAAUUGGAAACGUUUUCUAGCCAGCCCGGCGCCGCCCGGCACGCCCAAGGAGAGCGCCGCCAGCAAGGAUAGCAGCAAUAGCAAUAGCGGCUCCAGCGCAACAAAAUCCUCGAGUGCCAGCAAGUCGAAUUCAUCGAGUGGCAAGGACAAAUCGAGCAGCAGCAGCAGCAACUCCACAAAGGAUAAGCGCGAGGAGAAGAAGCCCGCCGCGGCACAAACAUCAUUUCCAGCGGGCGGCAUGACGGACGCCGUGCGGCUCAAGUGCCGCGAGAUGCUGGCGAAUGCAUUAAAAAUUGGCGAAGUGCCGGACGGUUGUGCCGAGCCUGAAGAGAUGGCCGCCGAGCUGGAGGAGGCCAUCUACAUGGAGUUCAAGAACACCGAUAUGAAGUACAAGAAUCGCAUACGAUCGCGUGUCGCCAAUCUGAAGGAUCCAAAGAAUCCCGGCUUGCGCAGCAAUUUCAUGUGCGGCGCCGUCUCGGCCAAGCAAUUGGCCAAAAUGACGCCCGAGGAAAUGGCCAGCGAUGAGAUGAAGAAGCUGCGCGAAAAGUUCGUCAAGGAGGCAAUCAACGAUGCCCAAUUGGCCACCGUUCAGGGCACCAAAACCGAUCUGCUCAAGUGCGGCAAAUGCAAAAAGCGCAACUGCACCUACAAUCAGCUACAGACACGCUCUGCGGACGAGCCGAUGACCACGUUUGUCAUGUGCAACGAGUGCGGCAAUCGUUGGAAGUUCUGCUAAGCUCGAGUCCGAGUCCCAGUCCUUCAAUUCAUUUACACCAAAUUCUUACAAGCACACACCCCCCCCCCCCC